Messenger RNA from Prinia subflava (tawny-flanked prinia), 5419 nucleotides. RefSeq names its product serine and arginine repetitive matrix 1 (gene SRRM1). Bases 1874 to 4531 code for a protein of 885 amino acids. Gene Ontology annotation, biological process: regulation of mRNA splicing, via spliceosome; mRNA processing. The transcript has 17 exons. NCBI's taxonomy places the organism in Eukaryota, Metazoa, Chordata, Aves, Passeriformes, Cisticolidae. The record is from RefSeq and is a predicted model, not a curated record. Gene Ontology annotation, cellular component: spliceosomal complex. Gene Ontology annotation, molecular function: RNA binding.
UCAAGCCAACAAAGCUCACAAGCAGAAUCAGCAGAACUACUGCAAGCACUUCCAGUUUCACAGAAUUACUGUUACUGGCAGCAGAACUGGCUGCUGUGACCACACCAGCUCUGCUCCAGCUGAAAAACUCAAAUACCAAUAAAAUUUGCCUCACACUGGCACCUCCUGGGAGGCCCCACAACCCCUGCUGGCAGCAAAACCCAGAGCUCCUGCUGAGCAAGCAAAAGCACCUUCUCAAGGAACAAAAAUCCCUGUUCUGUGCCAUUUGAUGUGGGUCUGGGCUUUCCAGGAACAAUCCCACACUCUCCCUGCCCUGAUUGGGCCCCCAGGUUCCAUUUCCAAACCCAGAGAUUUUGGGAGUGCUCCCCUUUAGCUGGCCCUGUCUUGCAAGAAUCAAUGGUUGCUCUUUUUCCCUGCUAAAAGUUCUGCAGGAUCUUCAGCAGGUCGGCUCCUCCUGCUGGAAUUUCACUGAUCCAGAUGCUCUGGAGAUGUUUGAUCUUUUGCUCCUGGGUAAAUCCUGACCCCAAGACAGCUUUCCCUUCUUAUUCCCAUCCUCCUGAUCCCAGCAGAGAGCACAGAGCUCCACCUAGUGUCCUCCUGCCUUCCCGCGGGUUCUAACUCGUGUUUCUCAACGAAAACAUAAAGCAAUUCCAGCUUUAGCUGUCAGCUUUACUGAAUUCUGUCAUCCUCGGUGCCAGGGCUGUCGAGCAGCCAAGUCCAGCACUGUCCCAAGUUUGGCUGAACUCAGACCAUUACAAAUCUAAGCAGAUAAAAUAUGAUAAUUUCCCCUGGGUUUUCUUGCUGAGUCCCAUUACUGAAUAAUUUCCCAAAAACACAUCAGUAAUUUAGGCCAGGAUUUGUACAGAUCACAGACCUACAGCAGUCACACCUGUUUGUCCUGAGUGGGAUGAGGGGGAGAGCUCAUGACCUGUCCUCAGGACAAGAAACACGAGGAGCUGCUGGAGGGGUCCAGCGGAGGCCACAAAGGUGAUUUUGGGGUCUGGAGCAUUUCCCUCAUGAGGAGAGACUGCGGGAGCUGGACUUGGUUAUUCUGGAGAAGGGAAGGCUGAGAGGGGAUCCCAUAAAUCCAUAAAAUACCCCCAAGGGGUGUCAGAGGACGGUGCCAGGCUCUGUUCAGGGAUAGGACAAGAAGCAAUGGCCAUAAAAUAAACCACAACGAGUUCCACCUCAACAUGAGGAAGGACUUUUUUUCCAUGAGGGUGGCAGAGCCCUGAACAGCUGCCCAGGAAGGGCCUGCAGUCUUCCUCUGUGGAGACAUCCCAAACCCACCUAGACGUGUUACUGUGUCACCUGCUCCAGGUGACCUGCCUGGGCAGGGGGUUGGACUGGAUGAUGUCCAGAGGCCCCUUCCAACCCAAACUCCUCUGAUGAUUCUGUGGCCUCUUCAGAGCCCUGCCUCCCGCUCCGUUAUGCCGGGAUGGAGCCGAAGGGCCGUUGCCGAGGUGUGCUCCCGAGGGCUGAGGCGGCUGUGCCCUCAGAGACCGGACCGACCCGGGCCCGCUAUCCCUGAGGGAGCCGAGGCCGUGAGGGCAGCCGAGAUCUCGCGAGAUGCCGCCAUCGGGAGCAGCUGCGGGGGCCAACACCUCGCGAGAUCCCGACUCACACCGCUCACCCCCGCACGCGCCGCAGCAGCCGCGCUCUCUCAUUGGCCCGGCUCCCGCGCGCGCGCCGACCCUCCACCAAUCAGCAGGCGGCGGAGGGAGACCCUGCGCUGCGCGCGCUUGGCCCCGCCCACCCUCCUCGCGCCCCUCCCGCCUUUCCUCCCCCGCACCCCCGGCACGGCUGAGGGGGCGCGCGGUGCACGCCGGGACGGCAGCGCGCGCCGCGGCCGGGAGGAGGCGGAGGAGCCAAGAUGGACGCCGGGUUCUUCCGCGGAACCAGUGCAGAGCAGGACAAUCGCUUCAGCAACAAGCAGAAGAAGCUGUUGAAGCAGUUGAAGUUUGCAGAAUGCUUAGAAAAGAAGGUGGACAUGAGCAAAGUAAAUCUGGAAGUAAUCAAACCAUGGAUAACAAAACGAGUAACAGAAAUCCUUGGAUUUGAAGAUGAUGUAGUAAUUGAAUUUAUAUUCAACCAGUUGGAAGUGAAGAACCCAGAUUCCAAAAUGAUGCAAAUCAACCUGACUGGUUUUUUGAAUGGGAAAAAUGCUAGGGAGUUCAUGGGAGAACUGUGGCCACUGCUAUUAAGUGCACAAGAAAACAUUGCUGGUAUUCCAACUGCAUUUCUGGAACUGAAGAAAGAAGAAAUAAAACAACGACAGAUAGAGCAGGAGAAACUGGCUUCCAUGAAGAAACAAGAUGAAGACAAAGAGAAGAGAGAUAAGGAAGACAAAGACAACAGAGAGAAAAGAGACAGAUCCAGGAGUCCAAGAAGGCGCAAGUCCCGCUCCCCGUCCCCGCGGCGCCGCUCGUCUCCCGUGCGCCGCGAGCGCAAGCGCAGCCACUCGCGCUCGCCCCACCACCGCACCAAGAGCCGCAGCGCCACCCCUGCCCCCGAGAAGAAAGAGGCCACUCCUGAACCAGAGCCCUCCAUCAAACCAAAGGAGACCGUGGUGCAAGAGGCGACUUCAAACAGUGAUAUUCCAAAACCUCCUAAACCUGAACCUCCUGUACCAGAGACUAAGGAAACUUCACCAGAACGUAAUUCAAAGAAGGAGAGAGAGAAGGAGAAGGAGAAGACUCGUCAGAGAUCCCCAACUCGAUCCAAGUCCAGGUCACGAUCCCGGUCCCGUUCUCCAUCUCAUUCUCGACCCAGAAGGCGCCAUAGAUCACGGUCAAGGAGGCGACCCAGCCCGCGGCGCCGGCCGUCCCCGCGCAGGAGGAGCCCGCCCCGCAGGAUGCCUCCCCCACCCAGGCACAGGAGGAGCAGAUCCCCCGUCAGGCGGAGAAGACGCUCCUCGGCCUCGCUGUCGGGCAGCAGCUCCUCGUCGUCGUCGUCGCGCUCGCGCUCUCCACCAAAGAAGGCUCCCAAGCGGCCGGCGGCCAGCCCCCCGCGCAAGGCGCGCCGCCUGUCGCCCUCGGCCAGCCCGCCCCGGCGCCGCCACCGGCCCUCGCCCCCCGGCAGCCCCCCGCCCAAGCCCCGCCGCUCGCCCUCGCCGCAGCAGCCCGGCCGCGCCCGCAAGAGCCGCGCCUCCGCCUCGCCCGCCAGGGCCGCAGCACCCAAACAUAAGAGUACCGAGAAAAGAGAAUCUCCUUCGCCAGCACCCAAGCCCAGGAAAGCAGAAUUGUCGGAAUCAGAAGAAGACAAAGGAGGCAAAAUGGCUGCAGCAGAUUCUGUCCAACAGAGGCGCCAGUACAGGAGGCAAAACCAACAGUCUUCAUCUGAUUCUGGUUCCUCAUCUUCCUCAGAAGAGGAGAGGCCCAAGAGGUCGAACGUGAAGAACGGGGAGGUGGGCAGGCGCCGCCGGCACUCGCACUCGCGCAGCCCCUCGCCCUCGCCCCGCAAGCGCCAGAAGGAGUCCUCCCCUCGCAGGAGGAGGAGGAGCCCCUCGCCGCCCCCCACGCGCCGGCGCCGCUCCCCUUCCCCGGCGCCGCCGCCCCGGCGCCGCCGCUCGCCGUCCCCACCCCGCCGAAGGUCUCCGUCACCGCCCCCGCGCAGACGCUCCCCCUCUCCACGGAGAUAUUCCCCCCCAAUCCAGAGGAGAUACUCCCCGAGUCCCCCUCCCAAGAGGAGAACAGCCUCUCCUCCUCCCCCUCCCAAAAGAAGGGCCUCCCCUUCCCCCCAGUCCAAGCGCAGAGUCUCCCACUCCCCCCCGCCAAAGCAGAGGAGCUCCCCCACUGCGAAGCGGCGCUCCCCUUCCGUAUCCUCCAAGCACAGGAAGGGGUCUCCUCCCAGCAGAUCCAACAGGGAAACACGUUCUCCACCACAAAACAAAAGGCAUUCACCUUCACCACGGCCUCGAGCUUCCCACCCCUCGUCCAGCCCUCCGCCGCCGCGCCGGGGAGCGUCGGCGUCGCCGCAGAGGAGACAGUCCCCCUCACCCAGCAGCAGGCCCAUCAGGAGGGUGUCCAGAACGCCAGAACCCAAGAAAACAAAGGCUUCCACCCCCAGCCCCCGGCGCGUGUCCUCGUCCCGCUCUGCGUCAGGGUCACCCGAGACGGCUCCCAAGAAGCACCAAGGCCCUGCCUCUCCUGCCCGCUCGCGCUCUCCCUCUGCAAACUGGUCACCUGCAAAGAAGGCCAAGAGCCCCACGCAGAGCCCCUCACCUGCCCGGAAUUCAGAUCAAGAAGGUGGUGGCAAGAAGAAGAAGAAAAAGAAGGAUAAGAAGCAUAAAAAGGAUAAAAAGCACAAGAAACACAAAAAGCAUAAGAAGGAGAAGGCUGCAGCAGCUGCAGCAGCUGCUGCUGUAGUCGCAGCAGACACCACCUCAGUACAGGGAGACCAGGAAGCAGAGACAGAACCCAAAAAGGAGACAGAAAGUGAACCCGAGGACAACCUGGACGACCUGGAGAAGCACCUGCGGGAGAAGGCGCUGAGGUCCAUGAGGAAGGCGCAGGUGUCCCCCCCCUCCUAGGCCACCCUUUGAUAUAAUGUACAUUUUAUUUGGUUUGUACUCAGAACUCAAUUUCAAAUUGCUAAAUGUGUUUGAGCUUUAGGAUAUAACAUUUGUUGUAAUAAUUGCUAGGUUGAGGUUCACCAUGUACAAAGGGCAUGGAUUUACAUUACAAAAGGUGUCCACAGUGUACUAGUGACAUUCUUUCAUUGACAGCAUAAUUUCAUUUAGGGUGAGACUUUCUAGAAGCAGUAGGAAUUUGUUUUGGAGGUUUCAGACAUGACCAUCAGUUCCCUCAUUUCUUUGAAAUCCAACAGAGCCUUGAGCAGAAUUUGUGAGGGUCUCAUUUGACUUCUUUUGUGUCACUUACAUGAUGCUACUAACCUUUGUGGUUUGUAGGCUUGCCCAGGAGUAAAACCACUGCAGAAUUCAAGGAAGUACAUCUCUAUUUUAAUGCUUUCUACUGUUGCCUGUAUAGUCUCCAUUAAAGCCAAUCAAGAAUAGCAAUUUAGAGUGGUACAUAAAUGAAAGCAUGUUGUUUACCAGGACACUGUGGGUUUAUAUUGAUGUAAAAUGUUGAUUUGGAACACUGGAAUUUCAUUUGUAUUUUUAUGUUCUUUUUUUAAAGGGCAGUUUCCAUGAUCAGCAGUCCCAGACAAAAAAAAAAUAAUAAUUCCUUCAGUUCCAUAAAUUUUGUUUGUGAGCUGUCGUUGCCCCAUUCAUAAAUCUUGUCUCGUUACGGUUCUUCGGAGUGGUCUGAGCAACUUUCAGAGCUGUGUUCUUUGAAAGUUUAGAGGAACCUGAACUUUGGAUAUUGUCAUGUUUUCACUGUUCUUUGUUUUUGUUUUUUUAACUAAAGCUAUAUAAAGCUUGUGGAUUAAACAAAAUAAAUUUCUAAAUUUAAACAGA